GCUCUGGUUGUAAACGUGGCUAGUUACUGUCAGCACACAGGAAAAAAUUACAACAUGCUCCAGGAACUCCAGCGAGAGUUUGGACCAUACCAUUUCACUGUGCUGGCCUUUCCUUGCAAUCAGUUUGGGGAAUUGGAGCCAGGUCUGAAUGAUGAGAUAAUAUAUUUUGCUAAAUCAAAUUAUGGAGUAACGUUUCCCAUCUUCAGUAAAAUAAAAAUUCUAGGAUCUGAAGCAUCACCAGCAUUUAAAUUUCUGAUAGGUAAGUUUGUGUCUCUCUUAAGCUGCAUGUUGUGUCUUUUAGUGCAGUGUUACUUUUAGGCAGAAAAAUAUACAGACUUCAGAUUCAUUGGAU
Molecule: messenger RNA, 352 nt
Organism: Protobothrops mucrosquamatus (brown spotted pit viper)
Lineage: Eukaryota; Metazoa; Chordata; Lepidosauria; Squamata; Viperidae
Product: probable glutathione peroxidase 8-B
Exons: 1
Biological process (GO): response to oxidative stress
Molecular function (GO): glutathione peroxidase activity
Source: RefSeq, a predicted model, not a curated record